Messenger RNA from Scleropages formosus (Asian bonytongue), 1194 nucleotides. Its product is annotated as 5-hydroxytryptamine receptor 7. Gene Ontology annotation, biological process: circadian rhythm; adenylate cyclase-activating adrenergic receptor signaling pathway; chemical synaptic transmission. Bases 1 to 1194 code for a protein of 397 amino acids. Gene Ontology annotation, cellular component: plasma membrane. Gene Ontology annotation, molecular function: G protein-coupled serotonin receptor activity. The transcript has 2 exons. The record is from RefSeq and is a predicted model, not a curated record. NCBI's taxonomy places the organism in Eukaryota, Metazoa, Chordata, Actinopteri, Osteoglossiformes, Osteoglossidae.
AUGAUGUUUACCCUGCCAGGUGUGGAGCUUGUGUCGGAGCACGGAAAGGACAGCUACGAGGUCGCCAAUUUCACGGCACCGUACUCCCUGCAGGAGCGUGCGGCCGCAGACCCAGUGCACAACGGAUCAUGCGGGGAGCAGCUGCUAGAGCUGAGUGCAACAGGGAUGGUGAUGAUUGGGGUGACACUGACAGUCAUCACUGCAAUCACGGUGAUGGGCAACUUGCUGGUGGUCAUUGCCGUGUGCGUGGUGAAGAAGCUCCGCCAGCCGUCUAACUACUUGCUGGUGUCGCUGGCCGUGGCUGACCUGUCAGUGGCACUCGUGGUCAUGCCCUUCGUGAUCGUGACGGACCUCACAGGCGGGAAGUGGCUUUUUGGGGAGGUCUUCUGUAACAUCUUCAUCGGCAUGGAUGUAAUGUGCUGCACGGCAUCCAUCAUGACCCUGUGCGUGAUCAGCGUGGACAGAUACCUGGGUAUCACACGACCCCUGACAUAUCCGGCCCGCCAAAAUGGACAGCUGAUGGCUAAGAUGAUCCUGGGUGUGUGGCUGGCAUCAGCCUCCAUCACCCUGCCACCCUUUUGUGGUUGGGCUAAGAAUGUCAACACAGCCGAGGUUUGUCUCAUCAGCCAGGACUUUGGCUACACUAUCUACUCCACGGCCGUGGCCUUCUACAUCCCCAUGGCUGUCAUGCUCAUCAUGUACUACAAGAUCUUCCGAGCGGCUCGCAAAAGCGGCGCCAAGCAUCAGUUCGCUGCUUUCCCCCUCCGGGAGGCUCCCGAAGUAGCAGAAGGUGCUCUCCAGGGUCCGAAGCCAGCAGCUGUGGCCGAGGAGUGUGCUGCACUGGGCCGCCUCCUGAGAAGUGAGCGCCACAACGUGUCCAUAUUUCGGCGGGAGCAGAAAGCAGCUACUACAUUGGGCGUGAUUGUGGGUGUCUUCUCCAUCUGCUGGCUACCCUUCUUUGUGCUGACCACAGCACGGCCCUUCAUUUGUGGAGUGGAGUGCAGCUGCGUGCCUGUGUGGCUGGAGCGGACGCUGCUGUGGCUCGGCUACGCCAACUCGCUCAUGAACCCCUUCAUCUACGCUUUCUUCAACCGUGACCUGAGGACCACGUACCGCGACCUGCUGCAUUGCCGCUACCGCAACAUCAACAGGCGCCUGUCCGCUGCAGGUGUACAUGAAGCCCUCCGGGUGUAA